AUGCAUACCAACGGCCUGUACACGGCACUUCUGUGCUCCCUGGCGGCUUCGGCUCAAGCCGUCGUCCAUGAGAAGCUGGCGACCGUCCCUGCCAGCUGGACUUAUCUCGAGGAUGCUGCUCAGAGCAACACCAUCAGUUUGUCGAUUGCUCUGAACCGUCAGAACCUGGACAAGCUUCAAGCCAAGCUCACGGCCCUUGCCACCCCUGGUGAAGCCCAGUACGGCCAAUGGCUGGAUUUGGAGGACAUCAACAAGGAGUUCCCUGUGGCCAGCGCCGACGCCGUCAUCAGCUGGCUGCGCAGCGCCAACAUCACCCAGAUCUCGCAGGAUGGCAGCAUGGUGAAUUUUGCUGCGCCCGUGGGCACGGUGAACAAGCUCCUCAACACCACAUUUGCCUACUACCAAAGCGGCUCUUCCACCAAGCUGCGCACCACCCAGUACUCCAUUCCGGAGAGCUUGGUCGACACGAUUGACCUGAUCUCCCCGACCACCUACUUCGGCAAGGACAACGCCCAGGCGGAGCUGUCGAAGCUGACGGUGCAGCUCCCGUCGCAGCACGCCAAGAGAAGCUCCAACUCUUCCUGCGCCGAGCGCAUCACCCUGUCCUGCCUGAAGGAGAUGUACAACUUCGGUAGCUACACUCCCAGUGCCUCGUCGGGAAGCAAGAUCGGGUUCGGCAACUUCUUGAACGAGUCGGCCUCGUACUCCGACCUUGCCGGCUUCGAGAAGUACUACCACCUCCCCUCCCAGGAGUUUGACGUCGAGCUCAUCAACGGCGGCGUCAACGACCAAGACCCCGCGACCGAAAGUGACGGCGAGGCCGAUUUGGAUGUCGAGCUGAUUGUCGGUGUUGCGCAUCCUCUUCCGGUGACGGCCUUCAUCACAGGCGGUCUUGCUCCUUUCAUCCCCGACCCCGAUGAGCCCACGACUGCGGACGACUCGAACGAGCCCUACCUCCCGUACUACGAGUACCUCCUGUCGAAGCCCAACUCGGCUCUGCCCCAGGUCAUCUCCAACUCCUACGGUGAUGACGAGCAGACUGUUCCCGAGUACUACGCCAAGCGCGUCUGCAACCUGAUCGGCCUGAUGGGUCUCCGCGGUAUCUCCAUCAUCGAAUCCUCCGGCGACGAAGUUCUAACGCCAGAAAAAACAGGAAUCGGCUCCGCCUGCCGCGCCGGAGACGGCAGCAACCGCCCGCAAUUCCAGCCGACCUUCCCGGCGACCUGCCCCUACGUGACCGCCGUCGGCGGCACGCAGUCCUACGGGCCCGAGAUCGCCUGGACGGGCAGCUCCGGCGGCUUCAGUAACUACUUCCCGCAGGCGUGGUACCAGCACGACGCGGUCGAGAAGUAUUUGUCGCACCACAUCGCCAAGGACACCAAGAAGUACUACUCGCAGUACGCCAACUUCAGCGGCCGCGCGUUCCCCGACGUCUCCACUCACAGCUAUGAUCCUCCCUACGUGGUCAUCGAAAGCAACACCACCGUCGGCACGGGCGGCACCUCGGCCGCGGCCCCGGUCUUCGCUGCGUUGGUCAGUCUUCUCAACGACGCCCGCCUGCGCGCCGGCAAGCCCGCCCUUGGGUACCUAAACCCGCUGCUGUACAGCAAGGAUAUCAGCAAGCGGUUCACCGAUGUCACCCUGGGCCAGUCGGUCGGCUGCGACGGCACGGACCCGCAGACCGGCGAGACCGUCCCGGGCGCCGGGAUCAUCCCCUGGGCGUUCUGGAAUGCAACCGUCGGCUGGGAUCCGGUUACUGGACUGGGGUUGCCGGAUUUCGAGAAGCUGAAGGAGGUGGUGCUGAAGUAUUAG
Messenger RNA from Aspergillus brunneoviolaceus CBS 621.78, 1812 nucleotides. RefSeq names its product S53 family peptidase. Gene Ontology annotation, biological process: proteolysis. Gene Ontology annotation, molecular function: serine-type endopeptidase activity; tripeptidyl-peptidase activity. NCBI's taxonomy places the organism in Eukaryota, Fungi, Ascomycota, Eurotiomycetes, Eurotiales, Aspergillaceae. The record is from RefSeq and is a predicted model, not a curated record. The transcript is spliced from 5 exons. The coding region runs from base 1 to 1812 and encodes 603 amino acids.